UGGAACACGCCCAUGGUCGAGUUCAAGCGCGGUGUGGUUUACGAAGAUGGUCGCCUCGACCUGUGCAAAAUGGUCGUCGGGCCGACACAUGUCGAGAAGUUACUUGACUCCUUGGAGAAUAAUACGAUGAUCACACAAUUUUUACUCGGAAAUAACGUGUCUUCAACCACUGGUGCUCGGCGAAUCGCUAAGUUCAUCGCAGACCAUCCAGGUCGGAUUGAAACAUGGUAUCUAGCUGGCAAUCACAUCCGACCUCCGAGCUUCAAAUUAUUGGUGGACUCCAUGAUUUGUAGUUCCCGUAUCACAAACAUCUGGCUCAAGCGAAACCCUCUGACCUCCGCAUCGGUGUUCGAUAUUCAUCGCCUUAUUACGAACACACCCAAUCUUCGUACCUUGGACCUUGAAAACACAGAGCUUGGGGAUGUAGGCGUAAACCAGCUGUUCUCUCAGCUAACGGGGAAGGAAGUGCCCCUUCGGAAUCUAUACCUGAACUCCAAUGGGAUCGGAGUCAACGCCUCAAAAUCUCUCGCAUCAUUCCUCGCACAUCCCUCGUGUAAACUCGAGUCCCUCUAUCUUUCGUCGAACCCCAUCGGAGACGCAGGCGCCACACACCUCGCUGCAGCGCUGAAGAGCAAUACCUCUCUUAUUCGCAUCGCUUUCUGCUCAGCUGGUCUCACUUCCAGGGGCAUCGCCGACCUUUCCUACGCACUCUCAAAUCAUCCUUCCAUUCGAGCGCUCAUGCUCGCUGCGUCGAUGACCACCGAGGCACAUCGUCAGCGCUUUAACCACAUAGCGGACAGCGCCAUUCCCGCCCUUGUGGCUCUAAUGAGCAAUCCAUCCAUGCAAUUUCUGACGCUGGGUAGGGUUGCAUUUUCGGUGGAUGGCUGGGAGACGGUCAAAACAGCGGUCGAGGAUACCAACAUCUGCGAUCUUGUAGCGCAUAGGCUGCAUGCACCCGGGGAGGCACCGGAGUGCUCUUUGACUCUGCGCAAGGCGUUGGCAGCAAAUGUGAAGAGGCUAUAUCCGAAGGAAGAGAACUAUGAAACGUUCGCGUCUGGUAUGGGAGCACGGUCAUUGUAA
This is a messenger RNA of Stereum hirsutum FP-91666 SS1, 1080 nucleotides long. Its product is annotated as RNI-like protein. Lineage: Eukaryota; Fungi; Basidiomycota; Agaricomycetes; Russulales; Stereaceae. Gene Ontology annotation, molecular function: protein binding. The record is from RefSeq and is a predicted model, not a curated record. The transcript is spliced from 2 exons. The annotation marks the transcript as partial.